Manihot esculenta (cassava) is the source of this 1094-nucleotide messenger RNA. RefSeq names its product SWR1 complex subunit 6. NCBI's taxonomy places the organism in Eukaryota, Viridiplantae, Streptophyta, Magnoliopsida, Malpighiales, Euphorbiaceae. The coding region runs from base 337 to 855 and encodes 172 amino acids. Gene Ontology annotation, biological process: chromatin remodeling. The record is from RefSeq and is a predicted model, not a curated record. Gene Ontology annotation, cellular component: Swr1 complex. Gene Ontology annotation, molecular function: nucleosome binding. The transcript is spliced from 5 exons.
UCCCCAACUCUAACCUUUCUCUGUCAACUCUCAACUGUCAACAUUAUCGCCCGUCCCCUCCCCUCCCCUUCACCCCCACUUCGGCUUCUCCAUCUCUCCCUCUGGUAUAGCCGCGCGCCUCCCGCCUUCAGCCGAUCUGUUAACGUCGUUGCUGCGUCCGGUGGUCCUAGUUGGUUCUUCGCUCUUCUCCGCCGCUUCUUCUUCUCUACGUCGCUGCUUUCGCUGGUCCAGUCCUUCCACCGUCCGGUGCUGCUCCUCGCUUCUGGUCCUCGUCCUCAAUCACUCUGCCCCUGCCCCUCGCGGCGUCCUACGCCAUUGCAGUUUGAGUUUACAACAAUGGAUGAUGACGUUUCAAACUCGAUUCGGCGAAUGUCUAGUCGAACUCGUAAGGUUGCUCCUAGAAUGGCUGCUGCUCUCGCAAGCAGCGAUAACCGAACUCAGGCAGCAAUUGCUCGACUUGAAGCCUUGGAAAAUGAUUAUGCAGGGAUGGAAACAGUAGAAACUAAUGAUGAUGAUGAGGCUUCUCUUGAUGAUGACGAUGAAGGAUAUUUACAAAAGAAGUCUAAGAGCACAAAACGUAAAACCCGGCAGGCAAAAGCACUUGAGAAUGCUAGGAAAGCCCCAAGAAACUUUCUUGAGCUCUUACAUGAGGCAAAUUUGGAAUCUUUGCCUCCACAUGUUCCAUCCUAUUUGAAGGCAGCUGUAGGACCUCCAAGCUCUACCUGCCGCCGGCAUUUUUGCACUGUUUGUGGAUUUUCUUCCAACUAUACUUGUGUUAGAUGUGGGAUGCGCUUUUGUUCAAUCCGUUGCCAGACCAUACAUGAUGAUACUCGUUGUCUGAAAUUUGUUGCAUGAUUGAUGAGGCUUGAGCUAGUAGAUUUUGCAGAUACGUCUUGACCCACUUACUGCACAAUGCUGUACCAGUCUCUUAAAAUACCAUGUGAUUCCAAAUACGUGCUUUUAACCUGUAGUAGAAGCAGCAAGUCUGGACCAGUAUUUGUCUGCACACUACUAAUCUAAUCGGUGAAAAUCCAAGCAGCUUGUAGCUGUCCAUUGAAUGUUUGUUUGGCAAUCAGUAUGAUUUUGUUUCUGCA